Molecule: messenger RNA, 507 nt
Organism: Meloidogyne enterolobii
Lineage: Eukaryota; Metazoa; Nematoda; Chromadorea; Rhabditida; Meloidogynidae
Source: the annotation of a GenBank genome assembly
AUGAUAAUUGACAAAGAUAAGAAAGAAGAGUUUUUUGAAAAAAUCAAGACGGGCUUUCGUGGUAUUGAGGAUUAUGCUCAAAUCUUAUGUUCAGCAUAUGGUGAAGAACUUCCACAAAAAGUUAUAAAUAAAAUCAGAGAGAAAUAUGGAGGUGAAGAAGGAAAAAAGUUUACUGAGAAGGAAAUUGUAGUUGAUAAACUCGUGCAACUUCGCAUCCCACUUUUAUUUGAAGUGAAAAGGGAAGGAGAGAUUUACAAAGUCUAUAUAAAGAAUUAUAGAGGCUAUUUCUCGUUCAUCACUGGUGGUGGUCCAGCUUGGUAUUAUGUGUUGGUUGAUAAAGAUAAGGAAGUAGCUUUUGUUGAAAAAUCAAAGACGGGCAAAAUUGUUGUCGAAGAUUAUGGAAAAGUUUUAUAUUCAGGAUGGGGUGAAGAUGCUCCAAAAGAUAUUAAAGACAAAAUGUUUAAGGAAUAUGGGGUUGCGGAUUAUGUUGAGUGGUAUAUGAUUUGA